GAAGAAGCGCCUGCUGUUGAAGAAGCGCCUGCUGUUGAAGAAGUCCCCGCCACUGAAGAGACACCUGCUAUUGAAGAAGCGCCUGCUGUUGAAGAAGCGCCUGCUGUUGAAGAAGCACCUGUUGUUGAAGAAGCACCUGCUGUUGAAGAAGCGCAUGCCACUGGAGCCCCUGUUGUUCAGGAGACUCCAGCCAAGGAAACUCCAGCUACUGAAGAGGUUCCUCCUGCCGAAGAAACCUCAGCUACAGAGUAUAAUCCAGCCAUUAAAGAGACUCCUAUGCCUGGGGAAUUUCCUGAGGAAUUUCCCGAGGAGACCCCCGCAACUGAGGAAGUUCUUCCUACUGAGGACAUUUCGGCCACGGAGGAUGUUCUUGCUACCGAAAAGGCUGCUAUCCCUGAGGAAGCUCCUGUCAUCAAGGAAGCUCUCGCUACUGAAGAGGCUUCGACUGUUGAGGAGGCCAAGGAAAUCCCUGCAGCCGAAGCUUCCCCCAUAACAGAAGAAGAAAAGACUAGUGUCGCGGAUGCUACAGUAGAAGGCGAAAGUGAAGCUGCACCUAUAGCGCAAUGCUCAACUAAGGAAAAUGAAGCGGAAGUGAAGUUGCGGUCUGAAGAGGCGAGCACGGAUGCAGUAGCUGAAUCUCAACCUUCCGAAUCUCGCGCUCCUCAAGACAUUGUCGAUACGUCCUCGCCUGAUGAUGCCCCGACCGUCGAAGAUACAAGCGAAGACGCUGACGCCCACGAUACCAUAGCUGCAGCAGAAGAAGAUGACUCUAUACCUGUUGGGGAAAGUUCAGACGACGAUGAUGCAUCUAUCGAUGAUUGGAUUGCUGAUGGAGAUGGCGGCGAUUGGAUUGCCGAUGGAGAUUCAGAUGGCGAGGACUCUGAACAAGAAAUGUCCGACUGGGAACAGGAUGACGUCUCGUCACAAUGUGAUGCGAUCGAGACGGAUGCAUCUGAACAUCACGAUGGCGAUGGCCCUAGUACUGGGAGGAGCUCGAUCGAGCCAAAGGGUGAAGACACGGAGGAUUUAGACUCACAGCAGGCUGCGGGGACUGUGGACGUGUUUGCAUUCCAGGAAGACAGCACGGGUUGCACGGACGAGGUCACAGAGUCUAUUGUCGCCAAAGAUAUAGCCGUUGUGGACAAGAGGGUGGCAGAGGCAGAGGCAGAGGUCAUGGCACAAGAAGGGUCGACUGGCACACACCAAGCAUAUGUCACGGAUGUUGAUAUUGAAGCAGAAUCGGCAGAGGUUCCUGUAACGGAGGCAGUGGGCGGUGAUGGGACAGGCCAUGGCGAUGGCAAAGGUGUCGAGGCAGAAGCAACACCAGAAUGCAGUCCGGGCGGUGAUGCUGUGGGCGCACUAGAGGUUACACCUGUUCUGGACCCUGGUGUCGGUGAGGGAACAUUGGCACAAAGCAAUAUGCUUGCCGAAGCCAGCGAAGCGGCCGUGGAGUCGGAGAAGCCCGAUGACGUGGGAGAGGCGAGGUCAAGGACGACGAUAGUCGACAACGCUGCCAAUCUACCCACAGCCGAGGACACACCAGACGAGUCAUGCGCAAUCACCCCGGCUCACGCUACUAGUGAAGUGAGCCCAAAUUCGGCCUCAGAAGAGGCUGGCGUUCAAGCACAAAGUGAUCAACACGCUAUCCAAGACGACCUCCCUGAGGGCUCUCCUGACGAACCACACGUUGCUGAUUCCUCUCCGCAACACACCGACCAAGAUGUUAUAGCAGCAGAUUCAGGAGUAGCAGAAAGCGAAACUAGCCCUGCUCCAGAUAUACCAGCCACUGAAGUGUCCGAAGCGAUCGCUACCAGCCAAGCUUCUCUAGAGGUGUCUGAUCCCCCCGAAGUGGACAUGAAGGCCAACGCAGUCCCAGCAGUCCCAGCACACCAAGAGAAAAUAGCAGAAGAGCCAGAGUCCGACUCGGGAAGCGAACCUGAGUCUGAAGAUGACGACUGGUCUGGGUCUGAAGUUUCAUCUUUACCGCCUGCCGAUGAUGUCUCGCAGGUUGAUGAUGACACACCCAGCUCUGAACCUGCACAGGAUGUGAACGACAAAGUCCAAGAUGCUGCCCUGGAGCAAAAGGCUCCUGUGAUGGCUGACAAGCCCGAUGCGCCAUUAGAGGACCAAGCCGAGGAUGACGAUGGCAUCGACGAUGGUCCCGAUGGCUCAGGCUCCGAGGUGUCAGCAACAGCCGAACCUGAAGAAGGCGAAUCCGGGAUCGCGGAAGACGCGAGCCAAUCUGGAAUCCAAGAAGACGGUUCGACUUGUGAGCCACCCGCGGAGCCUUUGCCAACUGAGGACUCCGACCCGCAAGGUUCUGAAGCUAGCCCAGAAAGUGUUUCCAAGAGCGUUGCGGAUGGCCCUGCUGAAGGAGACUCCAUUGUAUCUUCAGAGGGUUCUGAAGGUGAUGAGGAGGAGCCCGCUGCAGAAGAGCCCGCUGCAGAUGCAACAGUACCCGAGUCACAAGACGUGCCUGAUCUAACGGAAGAAGAUGCCAAAGAUGAUGCCGAAGACGCCGAAGACGACGACUGGGAUGGCUCCUCUGCAGCGAGUGAGUCUGGAAGUGAGGCUGAAGCUGAAGCUGACCAAGUCGAGGAGCAACCGGAGGUUGCGACUGAAGCGCACGAGGACGAUACUAUCUCGGCUGUAGAUGCAGAGGCAGAAGCUGGUGCCGCUGCAUCUGAAUUGGAAGUCCAGUUGAUUAAGCCGGCUGCGGAUGCGGAAUCUCAUGCAUCUGGUCCGGAAGAAGGCUCUGCAAGUGCGGCAGAGCUGGAAGAGGCUCAGGAACCCAACACUUCUGUACCAAUCCCUGAAGAGGCUGCGGCAGAGGACGCAACUCCUGAUGCUGACGAGGAGGAUCUCCAGGAGCAGGUGGAGGAUAGCCUUGUGGAGGAUAGCCUUGUGGAGAGCGAAGAUGGUGAUCCAGUCCCGGCUGAUGCACUGGAGGAGGCCAAGCCUGCACCACCAACUGAAGCCGGCACAGCAGAGCCGCCUUCAGACGGGUCAGAUAUUGCAUCAGGAGAGAGUGAAGUGUCGAUAGAAGAGGAAGCGCCCGCAGACGACACCUUAACUACGGAAGACGCUGCCGCGGCGGAAGACGAACCUUCGGAGGUACUGUCUGAGCUGGUUGAGUCAGUUGUAGAAGAGAGUGUUGCCGAGGAACAAGUACCUCCUGCUGAAGACGCUGCUCCAGAGCCAGAUGCUGAACCAGUCGCUGAAUCGGUCGUGGAAUCGGUUGCGGAAUCGGUCGAUGAGCCAGUCGAUGAGCCAGUCGAUGAGCCAGUCGAUGAGCCAGUCGAUGAGCCAGUCGAUGAGCCAGUCGAUGAGCCAGUCGAUGAGCCAGUCGCUGAAUCAGUCGCUGCAUCAGUCGGUGAAUCAGUCGCUGCAUCAGUCGGUGAAUCAGUCGCUGCAUCAGUCGGUGAACCGGUCGAUGAGCCAGUCGAUGAGCCAGUCGAUGAGCCAGUCGAUGAGCCAGUCGAUGAACCGGUCGAUGAGCCAGUCGAUGAGCCAGUCGAUGAGCCAGUCGCUGAAUCAGUCGUUGAGUCGGUUGCUGAAUCAGUCGCUGCAUCAGUCGGUGAAUCAGUUGCUGCAUUAGUCGGUGAAUCGGUCGCUGCAUCAGUGGGUGGAUCAGUCGCUGAGCCAGUAGCUGAACCAAUCGCUGAACCAAUCGCUGAACCAGUUGCUGAACCAGUCGAAAUUCCAGCAGAGGCCGAGCCUGAAGAAGAGUCACCCCCAGUGUCCGAGAUAGAGGUUGAAGAAGAAUCACAGUCAGAGGCUGCAACCGAGUCUGUACUUGCAGAGAACCCUAUUCCACCAGAGGAGCCAGAAGCUGAGGAACCCGCGCUCAUUGAACCAGAGGCGGAGCUAGAGGUAGCACCAGAAGCGGUGCCAGCAACUGAGCAAGAACCUGUGCCAGAACCAGAGGCUGAGCCAGAGCCUGUGCCUGAACCAUCAACAGAGCCAGAACCCGAGCCACCUGUGGAGCCUGAGCUUGAGCCACCAGCGGAGCCUGAGCCAGAACCACCAGCGGAUCCCGAGCCUGAGCCCCCAGUGGAACUCGAACCUGAACCUCCAGUGGAGGUUAUACCAGAGCCACCAAUGGAGCCAGAACCCGAGCCACAAGUGGAGCCUGAGCCUGAACCACUGGUGGAACCAGCACCCGAGCCGCCCGCAGAGCCAGAGCCAGAGCCAGAGCCUGAACCAGAGCCUGAACCACAGAUUGACCCGGUGGUAUUGGUAGGGGGAGUAGCCAAUAAAGGAACCACGGAGGAUAUUGCCCCUGUAGACAGGUCCUUCGACUUCAGUCAAAGUCCAACUCGACCACCACCACCUAUUCCCGUCGAUGAGCACAGAGAGCGCGACAUCGCAGUUGACGAUGAACUUUCAGCGGAGCCUCCUGUCCGCGAGAAGACCCGUCGGAGGCACUCGCAUGCUCAUCGUGACGGCUAUCAUUACUCGAGUCGUAGGCGUGAAAGUGAUGCUAGUUACAGGGAGCGCCCGAUCAUGGCUGUACCAGACCCUUCCAGCAUGCCAAAGACCAAGCGUCGCGACAGCAUGAACGAACGCGAGGCUGAGCGGAGAAGAGAAAGACUACGUGAGGCUGAGAAAACGGGUAGCAGUAGCGACAGAGAGAAAGCUUAUCCGGAGUAUCGGUCCCACCGCCGCGAUAGUAGGAGCGACGAGAGACACCCUAAACGUCGCCCCGUUGAGGAGAAGGAAGAUGAAGCAGAGAAACUAAGGCGACGUGAAGCUCGAAGGGCUGAGAAAGAGCGACUUGCUGCUGCGGAUGCUGCUCGGCUCAAAGCUGAAGAAGAAGCUAGAAAACUGGAACAUCGUGAACGACGCCGUGCAGCAAAGCGAGCAGAGGAAGAAUACAACAGAGCUCAAGAGGAACGUCGAAGGCUCAAAGAAGAGAAGAGACAGGCUAUUGAAGAUGAGGAACGACGAAUUCGACACGAAAAAAGGCGACAGAGGCAUGAGGCUGAGAAGGAAGCGAAGCGUCUGGAGCUGGAGAAAUUGGAACAGGCUGCACGUGAUGAGGAAGAGGCCAAGAGAGUUCGACGGCAAAAGAGGGCAGAGCGGGAAGCAGCUAAACUAGCAGCGGCGCUUCAAGAAGAUCUUAUCGAGCCACCACGCGACACUGCUCGACGUGUUGCAGAGGACUAUGACGAGCCACUGCCACCUCCUCCUCUACCACCCGUCGUUGACGAGACCCCACGCAGUGCACCACGAAGACGACUGAGCAUCCGAGACACUCCGCCGGGCGGAAAGCGCGGUGGUAUCUUUGGAGGCAUUUUCGGUCGUUCGAAGACGGAAGCUGCUCCACCUGUGCUUAAACCCACUCGGUCAACCCGCGCGCGCGCAAAUACGUUAGACGGUCCCAUCAAAGUUCCAAGGAGAGAAUUCGAGCCAGAGAGUUCUCCAAGCAGAGACAUCUCAUCCAACAAUGAGAGCCGAGACCGGGGCGAACGUGCACAUCGUAGUCGACGUUAUUCACACCAGCGCCGCCAAUUCGGAUCGCCUGAAGAAGAAGCCGAGUACUACAGGUGGAAAGAAGAACGGCGCUAUAUGCGACGUCCAGAACAUGAAAUGCCUGGUGGUAGGGAGGGCGGAGUUACUUUUGCAUCGCCAAUCGAUGACCUUCCUCCGCCCCCACCUAAACCUUUUGAAUACGACGUCGACGAUGAGGCAAUCGAUGAUGCGGAAUCACCUAUCAUCGAGGAUGCGGCCGCAGUGGUUGGUGUAGCCUCUUACUCGGACGAGGAACGACGCGAACGUCGACGCAGUCGGCGCAUGUCCAAGCCAGAGGAACGUCCCAAGACACGCCGCAUCUCCGUCACUGAGAAGGAGCGACCUUCCGGUCGUCGCCCUGAGGCUGACCGGCCACGAACUCGGGACCGCGGAGAUGACCGACCACGUGUAAAGAGAGGCGAGAACGAGCGCCGUGACAGAAGAAAGAAGGAAGAAUCGAGUGGUCUCAAGGGACUAUUUGGAGGACUCAAGAAGAGAAUUGCUUGACUAAGACGAUAACGACGACACACUGACAAAGAAGAUGAGAAAAAUUCCUUUACGAAUCUGGGUCAAAGGCGUUAAUCGGCGGGUGGAAUUUACAGCAUCUUGCUUCUCUUUUACCGACCGAAAAGGAAUAAUCGUUUACAUCAGGUGUUCUCUGUUUUUUAUUUCCCUCAGGAGUCUGGGACGGAAGUUUGGCGUCCGGUGUAAGAGGGGGCGGAACAUAUGUAAUAGUACUUUGUACCGUUUCCUUUUUCUACUUCUUUCUUCAUUCUGUUCUUUUUAUUUUCUUCGUUUAUAUUUAGAUCACCAGAGAUGACUCGCAAGAGGACACACAUACAGUAUAACUUUGUAUUUAACGUUGAGAAGAUGACGAGGUAGAGAUAUUCAUGAUAGGAAUGCCAAGUUAUGUCGAUUAUGAAAAAGGUUUGGGU
Molecule: messenger RNA, 6449 nt
Organism: Bipolaris sorokiniana ND90Pr
Lineage: Eukaryota; Fungi; Ascomycota; Dothideomycetes; Pleosporales; Pleosporaceae
Exons: 5
Coding region: 277-6021 (1914 amino acids)
Source: RefSeq, a predicted model, not a curated record